Messenger RNA from Hypanus sabinus (Atlantic stingray), 4321 nucleotides. It is a transcript of the gene prdm4, whose product is annotated as PR domain containing 4. The transcript is spliced from 13 exons. The record is from RefSeq and is a predicted model, not a curated record. Gene Ontology annotation, biological process: cell fate commitment; regulation of transcription by RNA polymerase II. NCBI's taxonomy places the organism in Eukaryota, Metazoa, Chordata, Chondrichthyes, Myliobatiformes, Dasyatidae. Bases 1582 to 3924 code for a protein of 780 amino acids. Gene Ontology annotation, cellular component: cytoplasm; nucleus. Gene Ontology annotation, molecular function: DNA-binding transcription factor activity, RNA polymerase II-specific; RNA polymerase II cis-regulatory region sequence-specific DNA binding; histone deacetylase binding.
GGCCGCGCGGCCCGAGCGGCACCGCCGACCCGCCCGCCCGCCACCCUACCCCGUUGCAACCGGCCGCUCCCACGGCAUUCCCCCUCAGAUGUUGCAGUGUAACAGGCCGGGGACUGGGAUUCACGGCACCGCGUACACUGACCACAAACUCGGCACCACACCAGUCCCGAGCAACGGCUCCACACUCACGGGCUGCUAGAGCGCGGGUGUCUCUUACGGCAGCGCAAAUGCACCGAUUCUGCACUGGCUGUGCCUGCAGCAACUCUUUCAGGCCUAUGUUGACAUCGACUCCUAGCAUGGGCUGUGUUGCACUGAUACGCUGCACGAUCGAUGCUGCAGCAACUCACUCUGCAAGGCCAAGUUUACACUGACUGCAAGUUGUGUCCACGUUGACUUUGCACGAACUCUUUGCAAGGCCUUUAUGUGCACGAGUCAGGAAGGGCUGUGCUUUCACUUUAUUUACAGCUCUGCAAGGACUAUGUUUCUUCCGACCCUGCGCAGCUUGUGCCAACUCUAACAGCAUAGUCUGUGGUAGUUCGGUUGACUCUGCGAGGGAUGUAUUUCUAUCAACUGUAUAGCCUAGGCCUACGUUCUCUCCGCGAACUUUAUUUACAUCAAGUCCGCACGGGCUGUACUUGCACAAUCUGUGUGAGCCGUGUGGUACUGUCUGUAGGGGCUGUUUCUACACAAACUGCUCGGCCAAUGUCUACUGACCUUUGAUGCUCUUCACAGUGAUUCGGUAUGGACUACAACAACUCUGCACUGGCUGUAUCUGCAUAAUUCCGUAUGGACAGUUCACAAAUACGGCACCAAUUGUAACUACUGAUAGCAUCAGAUGUGUUUUCAUCAAAUUUGUAUAAAUGAUGUCCACACUGAUGCUAUACAGCUUAUACCGACUCUACAGUGUCUCUACACUGGCUCUGAGCGUAUUAUAAACUGAUUCUAUGGCUAUACCUGUAAUGCCUCUGCGUGGACUAUUUUUACACUGUCUGCAUUGACUCAGUACAUUGUGACUAUAUGGACUUUGUGAAUAUUGACUUGGCAUGAACUCAGCUCAUACUGUAUCUAUGCCAAAACUGCAUGGCCUGUGUCCACACCAGCUAAACAUAGGCUGUAUUCAAACUCUGCAUAAACAAUAGGAACACUGAAUCUGUACUGACUGGAGCCUACACCAACACUGCAUGGAUUGUACCCAAAUGGACCUCAACGACAAUGAACCUGCAUGGACGGUUCAGAUCUUGAACAGGCUCUGUUCGUGUUGGCACUGAUUCUCCACGAGCUUGUGACUAUACUGACUUUCUACGAUGUACAUAUGUGGCCACCAAACUCAAACCGUGUUUGCUCUGUGUAUGUUCUGUGCCAUCUCUGCAGAGUCUGAAUGGACUGAGCACCUUCUGAACCUCUUUUAAGUUACUUGGAGUGUUCUCUUGUCUUCAUGGUAUAGUUUUUGCUAGGAUACUGACUCACCAGCAAUUGGACCUUCCAGAUACAGCUGAUAUUUUUCUGCUUUCUGCAUUGGGAACAGAUGGAUGAUUCAACUGUGAAAACCUUUUGGGACAGAGUAAGAAAGAUUUAUUCAGCAUGAAUGACAUCAACCUGAGUCCUGUGGGCAUGGAUCAACUGAGUGCUUCUUCUGUUAGCAGCAACUUGCCCGUAACCACAAGUCACCUGGGCAUGAGUUCACCCACUCACAACUCUCUCCCAACUCCAGGAAUGCCAGUGGCAAUACCAAACCUUAGUCCUUCCUUGGGCACUCUCCCAUCCGCCUUGUCGUUAAUGCUUCCGAUGAGCAUUGGAGAACGUGGAGUAAUGUGCAGCAUUCCAGACCGGAAUUAUACUUUACCACCACCUCCUUAUCCACACUUGGAGAACAGCUACUUCCGGCAUAUUUUACCGGGUAUUUUGUCCUACUUGGCUGACCGACCACCUCCCCAAUACAUUCACCCCACAGCGAUCAGUGUAGAUGGCAGCCCUGGACUGUCUGUCUCCAGCAACCCACCUAGCCUAGAUCAUUAUGAAUCCAGUGGUGGAGUGAGUUUGGAGUCUGGCAUCGUCUCAAUUGACUCAAGACAAGUAGGAACUCAUAGUUCCCAAAAUCUGCACCAGAACAGCAACCCAGAGGUCCCAUUGGAUGCCAGUAUCUCUAUGGAAACAGUUUCCAGAGUAAACAGCCCCAUCUCAGCGGAAGGAAUGAGUGAAGAGAUGACAAUAAGUGGGGUCACAGGAGAGCCACAGACAUUGCCCUCUGGGUCUAGAAGCCAUGAAACAAUAACUGUGGAAUCAGUGCAGAAUAACUUGGAGCCAGAGGCAGUAGUAGGACAGAAUACAGUGAUUCCAAUUCAUGCAAACUCUCUGGAGUUGCCAGUUGUCAUGGAACCGGAGCCAAUGACUGGCCGGGUAAGCAACAUGUCUGAGAAUUCUUUGACUGACUCCAUCCAUCCUGCCACACUGAACCCAAACCCUGGAGGAGUGGCUCUUCCUUCCUCUCACUCCUUAUCUUCACUCGAGCCGGUACCUCUACACGGAUCCAGCCUUGGACUGGACACAGUCUCUGUUUCCACCAUUACAACCGAUGUCUCCAUGAGUUCCAACCAGGUUGAUGUGUCUGCAGAAAACCUUACAUUUGUGUCAGGAUCUCUGCAGAUAGAGGACUCCAGUUCCAAUAAAGAAAACCUCACGGAUUCUUUCACAAUCUGGUGUACUCUGUGUGAUCGGGCUUACCCCGCAGACUGUCCCGAACAUGGAGCCAUGACUUUCAUUCCAGACACUCCAGUUAACAGCCGAGCCAGACUCUCGAUUCCAAGGCAGCUGACCCUCAGGCAGUCCAUUACUGGGGAAGAUGUUGGUGUGUGGAGUCAAGAAGCAAUCCCUGUACGCACCUGUUUUGGACCUUUGAUUGGACAGCAGAUUAACCUAAUGGAAAUCACUGACUGGUCAAGUAAAAGCAGCACCAAUAUCUGGAAAAUAUUUCGCAAUUAUGUUCUGGAAUUCCAAAUAGUCACAGCAGAUGAGAGCAUCUGUAACUGGAUGAUGUUUGUGCACAGAGCCAGGACUCGUGAGGAGCAAAAUUUGGUGGCUUAUCCUCAUAAUGGGAAGAUUUAUUUCUGUACAUCCAGGGAGAUUCCCCCUGACCAUGAGCUACUCUUUUACUACAGUAGGGAUUACUCAAGGCAACUGGGGGUUCCUGAGCAUCCGGAUGUGCAUAUGUGUCAUUGUGGGAAGGCUUAUGGGACGUAUAGUGAACUGAAGUUGCAUCUAAGCAGCCAUGGACAGAAUCGGGAGAGGAAGUGGAAAUGCUCCAUCUGCCCAAGAGCUUUUACCUCCUCUACCAAACUGAAUGUUCAUAUGAUGGGGCACAUGGGGAUGAAGCCACACAAAUGUGAAUUCUGCAGCAAGGCUUUCAGUGAUCCCAGCAACCUGCGAACCCAUCUCAAAAUCCACACGGGUCAGAAAAACUAUCGCUGUGAAAUGUGUGACAAGUCCUUUACGCAGAAGGCUCACCUGGCCUCGCACAUGAUUAUCCACACAGGAGAGAAGAACCUGAAGUGUGAUUACUGUGAAAAAAUGUUCAUGCGGAGGCAAGAUCUCCGUCAACACGUGGUGACCCAUACACAAGAGCGACAGAUCAAGUGUCCAAAUUGUGACAAACUCUUCUGGAGGACAACCCACUUAAAGAAACAUCUGAAUUCUCAUGAAGGAAGAAGGGAUUUCAUUUGUGAAAAGUGUUCAAAAGCAUUCUUAACAAAGUAUCAUUUGACUAGACACCUUAAAAUUUGCAAAGGCUCCAAGACAUGCCUGCCCAUACAAGAUCUAGAGGAAGAGGAUGAUGACGAAGUAGAUAGUGAAGAAGAAUUGUUACAGGCUGGCAGUGGGACUUGCCAUUUAACCAAUGAAGAUUACACCACAGAAGACAGUUCUCAAUAAUACAAGUACUGCAAAUUACUUUAGUGAUUGUCCCAACAAGAUGCAUGAAGCAUAGCUGGGGAUAGAACUUUGAAAAUACGUGUGCUCUUCUAAGCAGAAACCUGUUCUUGAACUUAUUGCCGUUUUCAUUGCUGCAAGAGGUUAAUGGCUGCUCAGAUUUCAGUGUUGUAAAUGAUUGGCAUAAUGGAAUCUAGAAUCCAACUUUUUUUUUACUUAAUUGGAUCAAAUGCAAGAUUGUCACGCCAUAUGGAGCAACAGGAAAUGUUGCAAUAAUAAUGCAACAAUGGUGGGCAGCUUGAAAGUCUGCAUCUGAGCAUCUGUUUGCUCCAUAUUCACUAGCAUGUUUAGUGAGAUUCUAAAAUGAGGACUUCCCAUUCACAGUUUAAACAUCAAAAUU